AUAAACAUUCAAGAAUUGCAAUUAAUAGAGAGAGAGAGAGGAUAAGCUGAUGGUGGUCUGAUCCUUUAUGCUAUGAAAGGGCUACCGUCGGUCGCGACACGUAGCAUAUUCUCACACUUACUUUUUAACUACUUCCUGCCAAAAAUCAUUCACCCGAGAGAGAGAAUUUGACCUGACCGCAACCCUAGCUAGCCACAUUCAAACCGGCGCAGUAAAAUUCCAAACAAAAAUCAAACCAUAUUUUUCUCGAUUUAGAAGGAGUUUCAGUACUUUUGUACUGUUGUUCGUUUCCUAAUCAAGAUAGGAUUUUAUUUAUCUAUAUAUAGAUCCAGAGACAGAAGAAAGAGAUAGGAAUUCGGAUUGCGAUUUUGAUAUUUGGAUAGAGAAAUAGAUUAGAUAGAUUGGUAGAUUUGUGCAUUUAGAGAGAGACAAAAUCAAUCAAUCGAUCGAAUCGACAUGGCUAAUAGGUGGUGGGCAGGGAACGUGGCGAUGAAUCCGAUGUCUUCACCGGCGCCGAACAGCAGCGGCAGCAACCCCAACAACUCGAGGGGCGAGAAUCUAGACGAGGCAGAGGACGGCCAGAACCCCGCGGGCGACAUCGAGAUCUCUGAGCCGUCCUCGGCCGCGUCUGGGGGCCGCCGCCCCAGAGGCCGGCCCCCGGGCUCGAAGAACAAGCCGCGCGCCCCGGUGGUCAUCACCAAGGAGAGCGCCAACGCCCUCCGCAGCCACGUCCUCGAGAUCGGCAGCGGCAGCGACGUCCUCGACAGCAUCGCCGCCUUCGCGCACCGCCGCCACCUCGGCGUCUCCGUCCUCUCCGGCAGCGGCGUCGUCACCAACGUCACGCUCCGCCAGCCCGGCGGCGGCGGCGUGCUCAGCCUCACCGGGAGGUUCGAGAUCCUCUCGCUCUCCGGCGCCUUCCUACCGCCGCCGUCGCCGCCGGGGGCCACCGGGCUCACCGUCUACCUGGCCGGCAGCCAGGGGCAGGUCGUCGGCGGCCCGGUCGUCGGCACAUUGAUCGCCUCGGGGCCGGUGAUGGUGAUCGCCGCGACGUUCACUAACGCCACCUUCGAGCGGCUUCCGCUCGAAGACGACGGCAAAGGGAUGCAUUCUCAGCAGACGUCGCCGCCGCGGCGUUCUGCUGCGGCGGCGAUGGCUGAGCCGCCUCCGCCGUCGGCGGCGGCUAUGUAUAAUAACGAGCCGUCGAAUUUGCUUCCGAACGGCGUCGGCGCCGAAAUGCCGCACGAUAUGUUUUGGGCUCCGCCGCGCCUGCUUCCUCCGUCCUAUUAGGACGGGGUGGCAGGACGGAGGUGGCCGCGGCGACAAGUACCUUUAUGGUGUAU
Salvia splendens (bonfire salvia) is the source of this 1340-nucleotide messenger RNA. RefSeq names its product AT-hook motif nuclear-localized protein 15. The record is from RefSeq and is a predicted model, not a curated record. Lineage: Eukaryota; Viridiplantae; Streptophyta; Magnoliopsida; Lamiales; Lamiaceae. Bases 457 to 1287 code for a protein of 276 amino acids. Gene Ontology annotation, molecular function: minor groove of adenine-thymine-rich DNA binding; DNA-binding transcription factor activity. The transcript has 2 exons. Gene Ontology annotation, cellular component: nucleus.